AUGUCUUCCAAGUCAAGAGGUGAAUAUACCUCAAGUUUUACUACAGCCACGCAGCAUUCGCAAUAUCAAUCAUACUCGCCAACUAAUUCGCAUUUGUCGUAUGCAUCCAGCUCAAAGUCUCCUGAGAAGAUUAAUAAAACCGGUAAAAGGUCCAGAAAGGGGUGCCUUACUUGCAGAUCACGAAAACGGAAGUGUGAUGAAGUCAGACCAAUAUGCUUUGAAUGCAAUCGGUUAGGAAUCAAAUGUGUUUGGAUGGCUAGUGGUGCUGAAGGAAAGAAUAAAUCAAGAAGAAAUCCUCGUGCACUGCGUAUAGACGAGGUAUAUAAUCAGGAGUUUGGUGUAAAGAUCGUUCGAGGGAAGGUGGAUUAUAAAAUUGAGGAUGGCCACGUUGUCAAAGACUCUUUGCCUCCUCAAUAA
This is a messenger RNA of Brettanomyces nanus, 417 nucleotides long. RefSeq lists its product as uncharacterized. Gene Ontology annotation, molecular function: zinc ion binding; transcription cis-regulatory region binding; DNA-binding transcription factor activity, RNA polymerase II-specific. Gene Ontology annotation, biological process: positive regulation of transcription by RNA polymerase II. Gene Ontology annotation, cellular component: nucleus. The record is from RefSeq and is a predicted model, not a curated record. NCBI's taxonomy places the organism in Eukaryota, Fungi, Ascomycota, Pichiomycetes, Pichiales, Pichiaceae. The transcript has a single exon. Bases 1 to 417 code for a protein of 138 amino acids.